AAAUUUACGUACAAAUUAUCUGAGCCUCCGCCGAUGGGCACCAACCAAACAAGUCGUUAGUAGAAAACACAGUCUGAAACUUUGAAUAGACCGACAAAAUAAAAAAAUAUAGUGACGCAGACAAAUCCACUUUAAAAAGUUUGACACAUUACACUUGAAUCAUAGACCCAGAACACACAAAAAUUCAGAAACAAGAGGGACAUUCCCGCCCCACCAAAUCAAACCCCAAACUUUAUUAUUUUUGGAUUUUUUCCCAUUUUAAUCCUAGAAAGAGAAAGAGUAGUUGAUAGAAAGAGAAAGGUAUUGAGUCAAAAAUGGCAGAUAGGAAAAGAGAAGAAGCAGGGUCAUCUUUAAUUUCUGGGGAAGAACACAAAGAGAAGAAUGUGGAAGAAGAAGUUGAUGAGUUUGCAAUUGAUGGGUCUUUUGCUAAGUUUGUUCCUCCCCCUCUUGUUCCUCUUCAACACCAUCUUGAGAAAGACAAGGAUGAUGAGAGCUUAAGGAGGUGGAAAGAGAAGCUACUAGGCUGUGUUGAAGGAGAUAUAAAUGGCCAAGUGGAACCUGAAGUUACAUUUCACUCCAUAGGAAUUAUAUCUGAUGAGCUUGGAGAAAAUAAUACUCCUUUGCCUUUGGACGAAAUCCAGGCCAGCAAAGUUCUGUUUUCACUCAAAGAGGGUUCUCAAUAUCGUUUUAAGCUAGCCUUCACCGUCAAGUACAACAUUGUCUCUGGUCUCACCUAUUCUAAUACCGUAUGGAGAGCAGGAAUUCAGGUGGAUCAAAGCGAGGGAAUGCUAGGCACCUUUGCUCCACAACAGCAACCCUAUGAACACCUCCUAGAUGAGGAGAUUACCCCGUCUGGGGCUCUAGCAAGAGGAGUUUACUUGGCAAAACUGAGGUUUGUGGAUGAUGACAAGAAAUGCCACAUGGAGCUAAGUUACACUUAUGAAAUUACAAGGAGAAGCUAGCUCAUACUCUCUGGGAGUCUCAUUGCACAUGUCUGUUAUGUUACUUUCAUUAUCGUGUGUAUAACAGGUUUAUGAUAAUUUCCGAAUGUUACAACUCAAGUCGUUGUUCCAUUGUUAAGGGAAAUACCUAUGAAUCUGAAACAUUGACAAGAACUCGGCCAUUAUUAGCUCCAAUCUAUUAAAGAAAUUGAAAAGAUAGUUUUACUACUUUGAAGUUA
Molecule: messenger RNA, 1180 nt
Organism: Chenopodium quinoa (quinoa)
Lineage: Eukaryota; Viridiplantae; Streptophyta; Magnoliopsida; Caryophyllales; Amaranthaceae
Product: rho GDP-dissociation inhibitor 1-like
Exons: 5
Coding region: 315-962 (215 amino acids)
Biological process (GO): Rho protein signal transduction
Cellular component (GO): cytosol; cytoplasm; membrane
Molecular function (GO): Rho GDP-dissociation inhibitor activity; protein binding
Source: RefSeq, a predicted model, not a curated record